AGAGAGAAAAACACGCGGCUGGUAAACUCCAUACCAAUUUCUCCUCCCUCCGGCUUUCUGUCGUUUACCCUGCUCAUUGAUUUUGUCAUCGUAAAAUCUUACCACUAACCCACCUCCACUUUCAAGAAUUUCGCCAACACUUUGCUGAAUUCUUCGGUGGAAAGAUGGAAUUACAGAGUGAGUUUGAAGAAUGGGAAGCUUGUUUUCAGAAUAAUAAUGAUAAUGAUGAGGAUGAAGAUGAUGAAUUAACUAUUGAUCCUGAUGUAUCUCUCUCUUAUAUUGAUGAGAAAAUUCGAACUGUCUUGGGAGAUUGUCAGAAGGAUUUUGAAGGUCGAAUGUCGGCUGAAAAUUUGGGGGCGAAGUUUGGGGAUUACGGUUCAUUUUUGCCCAUGUAUCAGCGUUCUCCGGCUUGGCCUCGUUCAGAUCCACGCACAAAAGAUCUUAAUUACAGCGCACCCGUAUCUCCAAAUGAUGCACCUAUAGAGGGUGGUAAUCAGAACUCUGUUUCCCACUCAAAUGCGUCACAACCGAUAAGAAACGGGUCAGCCUCCUUUAGCGGCAUAUCAGGGUCGGCACCUAGGAAGUCAAAGUCAAAGUCAAACAGUAAAUUGAAACAAGAAGUCAACACAUCUCGUGGUAAAAAGUCCAAAUCCGUUAGCAACUCUGCUAACGAUUCUGACCAGAAGUCGCUAAUGGUUCGAAAUGAAGUUGGCUCUGAUCACAUGUUGAGUAAAAGAAACGCUGAAAUCUAUAGUGGGCUUGGGCUCGAUUUUUCACCGUCAUCUUCAUCGGAAGCCAGUCCAGUAAAUAGUGAAUGGUUUUUUCAUGGGCCUCAAGAUGGGCCAGAUGAGUCUCCCACUAGUAUUCUUGAGAUGAUGACUGCGUUUCCAGUUUCGGGAAGUCUUCUAUUAUCUCCUCUUCCGGAUGAUGUGUUGCACUUGACCGAAACGAAGUCGGAUGAUAAUAAUCGCGGACCCAAAAUAAGCCAAGAAAAUAUCGUGACAGCUUCUCACGGGUCUGAUUUGGUCAAAGUUGACCAAAACAUCGUUGGAGAAAAGUCAAAGUCAACUGAAAAGAACUCAGUCUCAGUGGAAUCAACAAAUGGUGUUUUACCAAAAAAGGAAACGAGUGUGGACAAUUUUGCCCCUGGGAAUAAGACGUCAUCUUCAGGUGGCAAAAGGAAAGCCGAAGGUGGUUUAAAGAACGAAUCUUGUACAUCUAAAACUAAUAAAAAUCACAACUGGUCAAAGAACAUUGGUGGGAAAGUCAACGAGACUUAUAAGGAUUUCUUCGGCGAACUUGAUAUAGAACAGGAACAUGAUCAAAUGGAUUUGGAGAAACCUUUGGGGGACGUUAACGUAAAAGGCGCACCGGAAAAUGAUAGUUUAUUCAAAAAGAAAUUAAAUGGAAAGAAAAGUCAAAACGUCUCUGCAUCAACAAUGGGAAAUGGGCUAGAAGCUGAUGCAGCGGGUCAAACGGUAGUUCCGGUGGUCAACGAAGAUUGGGUUUGUUGCGACAAGUGUGAAAAAUGGCGACUUCUUCCACCUGGACAAAAUCCGAGCAGCCUUCCCGAAAAGUGGAUUUGUGACAUGCUUGACUGGCUGCCCGGAAUGAAUCGUUGUAGCAUCAGUGAAGAGGAAACGACAAAGGCUAUAACCUCUCGUUUUCCCGGUCCUGUUCCCGGUUCUCAACCCGUUCAUCCUAGUGGGCCCCACUUAGGAGUGAUCUCACAUGAUGGACCCCACCAACAUUUCGGUUCAGAAAUUACGUCUUCUAGUGUCAAGAAAAAGCAUGGAUUAGAAGAUUUAACUUAUGAAGCCAAGUGGGACGGGCCUUCGCUAUCAUCUAACUCUUCAAAGAAGAAACGUCACUCCUCAUGUAAAACCCGAAGUGUGAACGGUAUAAAUCAUUCUUCUCUUGUCAGUGAAGUAGAGUUUCAAGAUUCGGGUCAAUCUCGUGAUGUGAUCGUGGAAAAGGACAAAAUAAAGCAUGAAGAGGACAAUAAAAUACGUGAAAACUUUGCAGAUGAAGGUAAUAACAUUCAUCGCCUCAAGAUCAGCAACAAAGGUGAUAGCACUCAAGAUUUUUCCAAAAUUUCCAAGAAAGAAGAUGGUAACGGUGGACCCCACAUUGCAAAACGUGACAAACAAGAUGUUCUAAAGAAAAGAAAGGAGGUGAAUGAAUUUGAUGUGAAAGAAAUAGGUGAAACCAAUCACAGAAAGGAAAAGAAAGCAAGGGUAUUGAAGUCUUUUGACGAAGGAAUCUCUGUAAACAAAGUUAAAAACGUUAAAGAUACGAAAUUAACGGAUUCUUCAAGACAAUAUACGGUUCGGGCCGCUGCUUCAAGCUCUUCAAAGAUUUCUGAUUCUCAUAAAGCUAAACCAAAUGAUCAGGAAUCAAAAGGGUCACCGGUGGAAUCGGUUUCUUCUUCUCCUACGAGAAUGUUGAAUAAUAAAGGCGUUGACUUUUUGACCAAAAAUGUUGAUAGCCGGCGUAAUGAAGAAAAAUCUAGAGGAAGAAACAAAUCUAAGGAGUUACCGUUGAACGAAAACGUUAAAAAUGAUAUUGUUGUUCAAGAUUCCAAGAAACGUUCGAAGAAGGAUGUUUCUAUAAAAGGAAAGUCAAACGCUUUCCCACCAAAGGGUCAAAGUGAGAUUGAACAUAAAGAAAACGCUGGAAAUAAUACAACGUUGAAGGGUUCAAAACACGAUAAGAAAUCUCAAGAUUUGAAUAUAAAGAAUCGCACACCCGAAAAAUAUAAGGAGAAAACUCUUGAUCCAACGGUUGUUCUUGUUCGGGAUUUAUCGACUCAAGCUACAACAAGUGCUUUAAGAGAGGCUACUAAUCUUAAGCAUAUGGCUGAUCGUGUAAAGAACAAUGGAUCAAGCCUUGAAAGCCGAGCCCUUUAUAUGGAAGCAGCCCUUAAAUUUCUUCAUGUAGCCUCUUUAUUCGAGUCCUGCCAUAGCCAGACCGGGAGAUACGGUGAUAUGAUCCAAUCAGUAUCCAUAUACAGUAGCACUGCAAACCUAUGCAAAUUCUGUGCUCAUGAAUAUGAGAGAACCAAGGAGAUGACCACUGCAUCUUUGGCCUACAAAUGCAUGGAGGUCGCAUACAUGAAAGUCGUUUAUUCUUCAACUUCAACUGCUUGCAAAGAUGUGAACGAGUUGCAAACGUGUCUUCAUAUAGGCGAGUCUCCAUCUUCCUCUGCUACUGCUACUGCUUCUUCUGUUAUUGCCGUUAAAAGCAAACCCAACCUUACACGGAUUCUUGACUUUGCGCAAAAUGUAAAUUCGGCAAUGGAAGCCUCAAGGAAAUCAAGGAUCGCACUUGCGGCUUGUAGUUCAAAAGACGAGGCUGUUAUAUCUGCAAUUAAAAGGGCUCUUGAUUUUGAUUUUCAUGACGUUGAUGAGUUAUUGCAUCGGGUUCGAGUGGCAAUGGAAUUAAUUAAUAGGUGAUUCAAGCAUUUAGAACAUGGUUGAGAUGUGAGGCGAUUCGGAAAACGCCUCACGGCCUUGAGGCGGCAUCUCAUGCACAUUUGGGUCAACUAUCGCGUCCGUGAAGCUCUUGCCUCGCACCUCACGUUUUUGGACGUAAACGCUGUCACGCUUUUUGGAACCAAGAUUUGGAACUAAGUGGAAAGUUAAGCCACAAGCACACUUAUCUUCACCGGUCUUUUUCAGUCAUCUUGAAAGAAAAGAUCUCCGUAACUGGACAGAUUAUUAUUCAGUCGGAAAGAAGGAUGAUUCCGAUAUGUUAAUUUGUCAUCAAGAUUGUUGCUUUCGAAGAAUCCCAAGAACAAUGUGUCGUUAAGGUGAUUAUCGACUUGAACGAUCAACUUGCAGCGUAAAAAGAACAUAAAACCGACAAAGCUUCAGUUUAUAUAUCUGUACAUAAUGGAGUUUUUGAGUUAGAUUGCUUUAUGCAGUAAUGGAAGUCAUGGAGUAAAUAUUAAUUGCUUAAUGUUGUGGUUACAAGGUUAAAAUGGUAAUUUUAAAUGCCCAUUGAUCUGCUUCAGUACAAGAAGUAUAUACAAAAGUUGUAAUUAGGGUUUGACAUAGAUGUCUAGAAUUUAGCUUGUGUAUAGUUAAUAUAUUGAAGUUGUUGUACAAGCAAAAAUACACGUGUUUCGACUCGAUUAAUAUCCUGAUGUUUAAUUAUA
Helianthus annuus (common sunflower) is the source of this 4159-nucleotide messenger RNA. RefSeq lists its product as uncharacterized. Lineage: Eukaryota; Viridiplantae; Streptophyta; Magnoliopsida; Asterales; Asteraceae. The coding region runs from base 165 to 3455 and encodes 1096 amino acids. Gene Ontology annotation, molecular function: zinc ion binding. The transcript is spliced from 13 exons. The record is from RefSeq and is a predicted model, not a curated record.